Molecule: messenger RNA, 1489 nt
Organism: Cyprinodon variegatus (sheepshead minnow)
Lineage: Eukaryota; Metazoa; Chordata; Actinopteri; Cyprinodontiformes; Cyprinodontidae
Product: gastrula zinc finger protein XlCGF8.2DB-like
Exons: 1
Coding region: 66-1097 (343 amino acids)
Biological process (GO): regulation of immune system process; regulation of cytokine production; negative regulation of transcription by RNA polymerase II
Source: RefSeq, a predicted model, not a curated record
AUGAUAUAAAACCUUCAGUCUCUGAGCUGAAACACUUGUCAGACUUUGGGCUAACAACUAAGGACAUGGACAAUGACUGGAAGUCAUUGUCAUUGGAUGAAAAUAUGAACAAACCCUAUAGUUCCUCUAUGUUUACUGAACAUUUUUUUCAUCCCUUUGUUCAAAACGACUCAAUCAAAUCAGAUAUAGAGUCUCCAAGCUUCCCAAAUGAAGGCUCACAAAGGGAAGUCGAGCCAGGAUUAAAGUUUAGCUGUGAAGACUGUGGUAAAUUAUUGACAGGAAAAAGCAGUUUAAACAGACACAAGAAACUCCACACUGGACAGAAACCCUACACCUGUGAUGUAUGUGGGAAAACAUUUAGCACAAAGACAAAGUUAAAUACACAUAUGAAAAUACACACAGGACAUAAACCUUAUAUCUGUGAUCUAUGUGGACAAAGUUUUAGUGUGAAUGGACAUUUAACCAGACACAUGAAAAUCCAUUUAGCAGAAAAACCUUUUUCUUGUGAGCUAUGUGCAAAAGGAUUUUGUGAAAAAUCGUCUUUGAAAAUACACAUGAUAAGCCAUUCUGGACAGAAACCUUUCUGUUGUGAUCUGUGUGGACAACGAUUUGGCUUAAAAAACAGUUUAACCAGGCACAUAAAAAUCCACACAGGACAAAAACCAUUUUGUUGCAAUUUAUGUGGACAAAGUUUUAGUCGAAAAACACUUUUGAACUCGCACUCAAGAAUCCACACAGGGCAGAAGCCUUUUUCUUGUGAUCUGUGUGGACAAAGAUUUAAUGAAAAAUCAACCUUAACCAAACAUAUGAUGACCCACACGGGACAUAAACCUUUCUGUUGUCUUGACUGUGGGAAAAAAUUUAGGCAAAAAGUACAUUUAGAGACGCACAGUAGAGUCCACACUGGACAGAGACCUUUCCCAUGUGACAUAUGUGGAAAAAGAUUUAGUGAAAAGGGAAAUCUAAGUACACACAUGAGGAUCCACACAGGACAUAAACCUUUCUGCUGUGAUCUUUGUGGGGCAAGAUUUACUGAAAGCACAAGCUUGAAGAAACACACGAAAACCCACAGAGGAAGGAAAAUGGCUAAGCUAUGAAUACACAAUAAGGCCACUUUAAGAAAAAAUCUUGUAAAGUUUCCCAUCAAAAAAGAUGUAAAAUACAUUAAAUCAUGAGGUAUUUACACCCCAAGGUUCCAGAGGUUAUUAAGUCUUACUUAUAGUCAUGUGUUGAUUCCCUGUGUUGUCUUUGAUUUGCACUGUUCUCUUACAAAACAAUGAUUUUAUCAUUUUACUGUAUUAGCUUAACAAAGUUACCAGAUGAAAUGGGGUGAUCAGAGCUCUAUAGUUAUAGUGACUUAAUAUCACAAUGUUUUUGGUUUUGUUUUUAUCACUGCUACUUACGUUAUCAAGGCGUUACUUUAAAAAAUGAAAUUGUCUAGAGAGCUGUUCUAAACAAAAUUUAUUUUUGUUUAAACUUGUGUUUACAA